CUUGUUUUUCUCAAUACUUACUCCACUAUUCAACUUUCUCAGAAAAUGACUGACAUUGAGGGCUCGCCAGCCCCACGACGCUCUCAGCGCGAUAAAAAACAAGUAAAACCCUAUGCCUCAGGGAGCCAAAGUCCGAACAAGCGCAAGCGCAAUGCGGAGGAGGACGACCAGGCAGACACACAAGAAAUGGGUGACGCUGAUGUUGAAGCAGACGAUGAGGACGAUGCCGACGGAGUUGACGACGGCGAUGAUGAACCAGACACCCGCCCUGCCAAACGAAAGCAGAAGGCCACUGUGCCGCGUAAAGCAAAGGCGAAAUCUAAGGGCCCUCCACCUCCAAAGAAACCACGCACGGCAAAGAAUAUUGCAACGAAGCCUCAGAAAACCCCUAAACCAACCAAACGUAAAGCUAGAGCCAACGGAGACUUCGAUGCAGACAAGCUGGCGACUGAGACCAAGAUUUCUGCAGACAAUCCUCUUUUUAACGCUAUCAUGAAUCCGUCCGCGGCGCUGCAGUCCACCGCAGAAGACUUUUUGGAUUCAUUAGCCCAGACUCCGGGUGCUGCUCAGGCAGAGCUUAUCAACUGUAUUCUACGGGCAUGUGGGUGCAAUGACUCAGUGGAUGCAGAUGAAGUUCUAGACUAUGACGGUGUUGUCGACUCGCUUGAUAACUUUACUGAGGGGCUGAAACAGGAAAAUUCACCAAUAUACCCCUUGACAUCCAAGUUGCCAAUGUUCAAGCGUUUCCGAGCGUCCUUAAGUGAGCUGAUCUCACGCCUGGUUCUGAGUGCAGCCGACGUCGGAGCGCUAUACACGAGUGAUAUAGUAACUACACUGCAGACCUGGGUCGUUGCGAUGAGCAGUUCACAGAUUCGAGCGUUCCGGCAUACGGCAACGGCAGUCGCCCUGGAAGUGGAGACCGCCCUGUGUCAAGUAGCAGCAGCAGUUGAGAAAGAGGCGGAAAUUGUUGGGCGACAGCGCGAAGGAGAACGGAAAAGACGCGCAGCAAAUAAGGCCCAAAAUGUGAGGGAGAAAGAUUUGGACGGCAAGGCAGCGGAGGUGAGGAAACGUCGUGCUGCCCUUGCAGAGUAUCUGAAGGAGAUCGUGGAUGGUGUCUUCGUGCACAGGUACCGCGAUCUUGACCCUCACAUCCGCGCUGAGUGCGUGCGUGCAAUGGGUCAUUGGUUUACACACUACCCUGCCCAUUUCCUCGAUGCGUCCUACCUACGUUACGUUGGAUGGGUUCUUUCCGACAGUGCCACGUCCGUCCGCCUUGAAGCUGUCCGUGCGUUAUCAGCAGUCUACGCACAGGCUGAGUACAUCGGUGGCCUCAUGAAUUUCACCGCUCGCUUCAAGCCUCGCCUUCUUGAGAUGGCAGUGCACGAUACAGAGCUAGCCGUACGCACCGCUGUGCUUGGUGUCCUAGGUGCAGUUGACCAGCACGGUUUGCUGGAAGAUGAGGAACGGGAACAGAUGUGCCAGCUCGUGUUUGAUGGUGAGGUGCGCGUGAGGAAUGCGGUGGCAGGAUUCGUUGCGGGUCUCUGGAAUGAACUUGUUGAGGAACGGCUGGCGGGGCGCAAGGUGGGCCAGAAAGGAAAAGAACGGGCGGGCGCCAAGGCGCUGGCAAUGCUACUUGUGCGUUGGGAUCGUGAGCGUGUGGAGGAAGAGGACGGGAGCCAGGACGGUUCGCAGAGAGGCAUGGAUAUGAGCACAGACAUUAAGGGGCGUACAGCGCUUGCUGUGGAGGCUCUGUGGGACGACGUAGAUUCUGCGAGCGGGUGGGAGGGGCUUCUUGAGAUGCUACUGCUCGAUCACUCUGCCGGAGGGGGCGAGGAGGAUUUGGAUGCUGCGGAUGACUCCAUCGCUGCUUCUGCGAAAACCACCGUAGAUGAGGCGUGGCGUCUGACUGAGACAGAGGAAAGUGUGUUGCUGGAGGUGCUCAUUGCGUCGCUCCGAAGAGCCAAAGCUCUCGCUGGUACUGCGAAAAAGGGCGAGGACGAAACGCUGAUCUCUGAUCUCACUCGUGCACUGAUUAAGGGUCUACCGAGGAUGUUCAUUAAGUACCAAACAGACGCCAACCGGAUUGCGAAUGUGUUGCUAAUACCACCCUUAAUGAACGUAGAAUUGUAUCUAGAGAUGCGGAUGAUGACUGCCUACGCCAAUCUCUGGGACGACAUCACCAAGCAAUUCCUGUCCCACUCCGCCCCAAAUGUGCUCAUUUCUGCUGUCGCCUGCAUCAUGCACAUUCUGUCUUGUCCCUCGCUCAGCAACACCAACAGCACAAAGAUUCUGGAGCUCGAGGACGAGCUUGCAGCGCAGCUUCGGGAUGCUGUAGGCGGACGCGAGGAGAUCGAGGUUGCUGGAUUUAACGAGGAUGAGGUGCUUGCGCUAGGUGCUGUGUGCGCGCGGGUGUGUGCACUAAUAGGGACGAGAGAUAUGUGUGGGUGGAUGGAAGAGAGUGAGGGCGGGAAGCAGAGUUGUGUGUGGGAUAUUAUCGCUGCACUUGUAGAGCGGGGACGGUUGGGGUAUAGGGAAGAAGAGAGGAUGAUUGAGCAGGGGCUUCAGGUCCUGGGACUACAUAUUAUGUGGAAGACACGGAGCUUGCCCGAUGCUAAGGAGGCAACAUCCGAAGAUGAGAAGUAUAUAGAAACUUUGCGCGAACAACGGGACUCUCUGCUCGAGAAGUUGGUAGAAUAUGCAGUUGGUACGCAGUCGAAUACUGCCGAAGCUGUCAAACGUGCAGCCUUCCAGAAUCUUAUGACAUUGCACAUUCUCUUCUGCGCGGAACAGACAACGACACCGGAUGGACGUGUGCUACCGACUGCUGCAUUGCCCCUUGAGCUUGAUGACGAAGUGCAGUAUCGCUGUGCAGGGUUCAUACAAGCUGCGAUCGAGCAGUAUGCCGAGCUUCUUGAAGAUGGACAAACACCCGGGGAAGAAGAGGCAAGUGAGAGCGGAGAAAGCUCAGGCGAGGAGAAUGUGGCUGUGAAGGGCAAGAAAGGCAAAAUUAAAGCCAAGUCGCCUGUCAUCAAAGAGCAGCCACUGACGCGCACUCGUCUCGAACAAGAGUACGUGUUUAUGGGAACGAUUUCCACGUUCCUAAGGGCUAUCCGGGCAGGCGCUGUGCAUGUGAGACACGGCGCUAUACUACUCGCGCAUUAUGGAAGGCUUGGACCUGCGUUUGAUCUUUGCACUAAGGUAAUCAUCGAUUCUCUGCGCGAAGAAGGGAUGUACCGGGAGAAUGGCGAUUUUGUGGUUGAUGUUGUGACUCAGGCACUGAAGGAGUCAUUUACACUUGUCCUUGACUCUAUUGUUCGCGGGGAAGAUCAUGUGGUUGCUCUCGCCAAGCAGCUCGGGCAGAGCUUCAUGAUCCGAGGUGCACAGCUCUCGAUUAUCAAGAAGCUUGACAGCCAAUACAUCGUGCAAAUACAUACGAACCUCCUCACUUGGAUUGUGAAGCGCAUUGGCACAUAUGAAACUGCCAAGAAUAAAAAGGCACGCAAAAUGGCUAUUGUGUUCUUCAGGGUCUUGCAGCCUCUUCUGGCAGCUGUCGAUAGCCGAGACGCCUUAAAGAUCAAAGCACAUAUGGAUCAAGUUCUUGCCCAGGCUAAGAUCGAGAUUCCGCCAUCAUCCAAAAUUUGGGAACCCCAGCGAGCGUACGAGAAGAAGUUGUCUUCAAUUAUGGCGAAGGAUAAAAGUGGUGCAAAGGGUAGAAAGGCUAAAGGCGCAAAGAGUGCAGCAAUGGUCACCAGCGACGAAUCAGAAAGCGAACCAGAACCUCAACCAGCUGAGGAAGAACCUCCCGUCCCGAAACCACGCCCCAAACCGCGUCCUCUACGCCGCCAGCGCUCUCCUAGCACCUCAUCUCUGUCGGAGCUUGAAACAAGCGACCCAGAGGCUGGGAUCCAGGAAGAAUCUAGUAAACAGCCCGAACCUGAGCCGGAGGUCCAGGCGGAGCACGAACAAGAGCUAGCCACACCGAAGAGCCAUCCUCGUCCUCAAGCAACAUAUGGCAGGUCACCGACAAAGACACCAUCUGUCCCUCCUGUAUCUAAUGGCCUGACCCCUCCACCUACACGAAAGCGGCAGAGGACAGACGAAGAUGAAGAUGACGCUGGAGAGAAGAGUGGAGUUGAAGAAACUAUCGAAGCCAAUGGCGACGUGAAUACCCCCGGAGAUGAAGCCCCUCGAGAACAGGGCCCAUCGAAUGAAAUUAUUUACAGGAGGAAACGUGCUCGUCAUUAGUACGAGCCAGGAUUUUUCGAGUUUUUAUACUUAUUUGUGACUUGUCGGGCAUGGCUUCAUCUUGCUGUUUUUACUGCUAUGUUGUAGGUAGGGAUUAGAGCCCAAAAUAUAGUACUGUUGAUCUCUGCAAAGGUCACGGCGCGGCGAAUCUCAUCGAAACUGGUUUCUUCAUUGCAAAGAUUAUCAUAAUCAUAGUACUUAAGUACUAUAUGGAUGAUUCUUUACGCUACUCUUCAAGGCCGUUUUGUCUCAGGCUAGUACGGCUGGAGCUUCUCGAGCAGGAUU
This is a messenger RNA of Suillus bovinus, 4530 nucleotides long. RefSeq lists its product as uncharacterized. The record is from RefSeq and is a predicted model, not a curated record. Gene Ontology annotation, molecular function: chromatin binding. Gene Ontology annotation, biological process: sister chromatid cohesion. Bases 46 to 4245 code for a protein of 1399 amino acids. The transcript is spliced from 13 exons. Gene Ontology annotation, cellular component: chromatin; nucleus; cohesin complex. Lineage: Eukaryota; Fungi; Basidiomycota; Agaricomycetes; Boletales; Suillaceae.